AUGGUGGAAUUCGAGAAAGAAGUCGAGGCUGCGACUUCGCCAGCACUGUCGACAACGGCGUCAUCAGACCGUGAUGAAAAUUACGAGUUUUACCGCCAGAACCGAGGGCUCGAGUAUACACCAGAGGAGGCAAAGAAGACUCUGAGAAAAAUUGAUAGACGACUGAUUCCCCUUUUGUUCGUUAUCUAUAUGAUUCAGUAUUUGGACAAAAACAGCAUCAACUUCGCCUCCGUGUACGGUCUCAAGCAAGGGACUCAUCUGAAAGGACAGGAUUAUUCGUGGCUGAGUUCUAUCUUCUACUUCGGCUACCUGAUUGCCCAGUGGCCAGCCGGCCUGGCUUUCCAGAAGCUGCCGGUCGGAAAGUUUCUCGGAGGCACGACGAUAAUAUGGGGUGGCCUGCUCAUGACCACACCGGCAUGUCACAACUUUGCUGGCAUUGCCAUUAAUCGUUUCCUUCUCGGCCUCGUCGAAGCCGUCGUCAACCCAGGCUUUGUCCUCAUGAUGAGUAUGUGGUACACUACUCGUGAGCAGCCCUUGCGUUUGGAAUCGUAUUACUGCACGAACGGUAUUGCGACUAUGUUUGGCGGCCUUAUCGGCUAUGCUGUCGGCCACAUUUCUACGGGUCUGCCUCGCUGGAUGUAUGUCUUCCUCAUUUUUGGCGCUUUCUCCGUCGUCACUGGUAUUUUCGCCCUGUGGCUACUCCCCGACCUGCCAUCAACUGCCAAGUUCCUGUCCGAGCGGGAGCGCGCGAUUGCUGUCGACCGCGUCGCGAUCAACCGACAGGGUGUCAAGAGUCCCAAAUUCAAGUGGUAUCAAGUCUGGCAAGCAGCCAGAGACCCGAAGACAUGGCUGCUCUUCAUCAUGGCUGUGGGUGCCCAGGUGCCCAACUCGGCUUUGACAAGUUUCACCUCGAUUAUCGUCGGCACCUUCGGCUUCGAUACCCUCGGCACCCAAUACCUCCAGAUCCCUGGUGGUGCAGUCAAUUUCCUCACCCUGAUAACUGGCGGGUGGAUUGCGACCAAAUACGCAGACAGAUUUCAUUCACGCAGUGCAUGCAUGAUCAUCGCCAAUUUGACUUGCAUCUUGGGAUCCGGCUUGCUGGUUGGUCUGCCCAACUCGAAUAAAUGGGGCCGCCUCGUGGCCCUUUGGCUUUGCUAUUUCCAGGGUCUGGGCUUCAGCAUGAGUCUGACAAUUGUCAGCUCUAAUAUUGCUGGUUACACCAAGAAGCAGGUUACCGGCGCGUUGCUGUUUACUGGGUACUGCGUUGGCAAUAUCAUUGGCCCACAGACAUUCAAAGACAGCGAGGCGCCUGGAUACCACAGCGCUUAUAUUGCAAUGCUUGCUGGAUACGCGGUCAAGACAGUUUCGAUUGUUGCGCUGUACUUAUACAUGUACCUCGAGAACAAGCGACGCGAUCGUGCAGCAGUUGAAAGUCAAGAGUCGGAGGGCGAUGGUGUGGAGAAUGGAAUGCUGGAUCAAACCGAGCUUGAUAACAAAGCCUUCCGUUAUGUCCUGUAA
Messenger RNA from Penicillium subrubescens, 1518 nucleotides. Its product is annotated as putative MFS transporter. Gene Ontology annotation, cellular component: plasma membrane. Bases 1 to 1518 code for a protein of 505 amino acids. NCBI's taxonomy places the organism in Eukaryota, Fungi, Ascomycota, Eurotiomycetes, Eurotiales, Aspergillaceae. Gene Ontology annotation, biological process: dipeptide transport; transmembrane transport; allantoate transport. The record is from RefSeq and is a predicted model, not a curated record. Gene Ontology annotation, molecular function: allantoate transmembrane transporter activity; dipeptide transmembrane transporter activity. The transcript has 8 exons.